Molecule: messenger RNA, 692 nt
Organism: Thamnophis sirtalis
Lineage: Eukaryota; Metazoa; Chordata; Lepidosauria; Squamata; Natricidae
Source: RefSeq, a predicted model, not a curated record
CUUUCUCCCCAGGUGGGAGCGUCGAAAGCAUCCCAAACGUCCAAGCUUUCUCAACCUAGCCUAGUUGCGGCGAUUGGGCAAGAAGGGAAACGUCGGUUAGAGAAGCGGGAGAGGGACAGCCACCCCCAGCAGUGUUGCCAACCGCCCUGCUUGCAAGCGGAUUGGAUCCGACAGCCGUACACGCCCGCCUUCCCUGGCCGACCAUUGGCUGUCAGGGCGGCGGCCGGUGAGAGGGUCCCAAAUAUUGGUAAAGGAGGGGGAGAAAGCGAGGCUGUUCAACGGCAAGCAGGGAGCAGUCCUACAUGGAAAGUGUUGUCACAUUUCUGCAAGACGUCGUACCACAGGCUUAUAGCAGUACAGCUCCAACAGAAGAAAAAGAGAAAAUAGUUUGGAUCAGAUUUGAAAAUUCUGACUUGAACGAUACGUUAAGGAAUGUGGAGCUGCAUGAGAUGCACAGCACGGGGAACGAGCCCCCUCUUCUGCUCAUGAUUGGCUACAGUGACGGGAUACAGAUAUGGAGCAUACCUAUUAGUGGAGAAGCUCAAGAACUUUACUCUAUCCGACACGGUCCUGUCCGAGCAGCCCGGGUUCUGCCAUCCCCACAGAUCUAUCGCGAGAAGAGUGAUAACUUUGCUGAGAAGAGACCUCUCCUUGCUGUGUGCAAAAGCAUCGGAUCUUCUGGGUAAGAUGAU